This is a messenger RNA of Octopus sinensis (East Asian common octopus), 1309 nucleotides long. Its product is annotated as ubiquinone biosynthesis O-methyltransferase, mitochondrial-like. The record is from RefSeq and is a predicted model, not a curated record. The coding region runs from base 13 to 1053 and encodes 346 amino acids. The transcript has 5 exons. Gene Ontology annotation, biological process: ubiquinone biosynthetic process. Lineage: Eukaryota; Metazoa; Mollusca; Cephalopoda; Octopoda; Octopodidae. Gene Ontology annotation, molecular function: 2-methoxy-6-polyprenyl-1,4-benzoquinol methyltransferase activity.
AAUUGUUUCAUCAUGGCGACGCUUGGGAACACGUUUUUUCGGAAUUUCUUAUUUUGUAGAAAAUCAAAGACUUUAAAACAAUUCCAUGUAAUUUCUCAUAAUUUAUCGUCGAUCAACCGGAUGGUUGGUUGUGACAAAAUUUUAGAAGUUGGUCGACUACCUUUAGUUCGGCAGAUAACGGGACAACAACUCGAUCUACAGAAACGAAAAGUUUUGUCCUCUAACCAUAAUCUCUUCUGCUGUCCUUCUCGGUUUGCAAGCAUUUACCGUAAUAACCAAGGAGCCAAACAAAAUCGACCCAAGGCGCAGACCACAAUUGAUGAAGAAGAAAUUGAAAAGUUUUCAGCUCUUGCUCAGCUCUGGUGGGAUGAAACUGGAGAGUUUGAGGCCUUACACUCCAUGAAUAGCGUUAGAGUACCGUUUAUUCAAACCACUUUGCAAAACGCUGCAAACGCAAACCGUGUUCCUUCAAAAUCUCUGCAGGGUCUAAAAAUCUUGGAUGUUGGAUGUGGUGGUGGUAUUUUUGCUGAGCCAUUGGCAAGAUUAGGUGCAACAGUAAUUGGUAUUGAUGCGUCUGAAGAAAAUAUCAGAAUUGCUCAAAAUCACUUGAGGAAUGAUCCCAACAUUGUGUGUAAAGUGAAAUAUAUCCAUUCAACUGUGGAAGAUGUUGUUGCUACAGAAGGAAACACGUUUGAUGCAGUCGUAGCCUCUGAAGUUGUUGAGCAUGUUGCAGACGUGGACACUUUCAUUGAAUCCUGCUGCAAUUUGGUGAAGCCUGGUGGUUCCCUCUUUCUGACUACAAUAAACAAAACAGUGUCUUCCUAUUUGCUUGGUGUGCUGGCUGCCGAACGUCUGCUACAUUUAGUUGCUCCAGGAACUCACAAUUGGAAUAAAUUCAUAUCUCCAAUGGAUCUUCAAUAUAUUAUUGAACGGAAUAAUUUGGUCACGAGACUUGUUCAUGGAUUAAAAUACAACCCACUUACCAAAAAAUGGAAGUGGUCUUCAGACACUAGCAUCAAUUAUGCCAUCCAUGCCAUUAAACCAAAAUCUUGAGAUUUAAAAAAUGCAGCCAAAAGACACAGAAUAAAGAAAAAUAUCUUUAUUAAACUUUACAAUUUAUAAAAUAAUUUUGGACGUGUGUGUAUGUAUAUAGAUAUAGGAAAUGUGUGUGUGUGUGUGUGCAUGUAUAUAUAAUCAAAUGUCGUGUUUUGUGAUCUCAGCAGAUGCAUUCAACCCAGACAGGUUCACAUUCAGAUUACACAAUUAAGAACCAAACAAAUUCAAACAAAAAUAAAUCCGUUUAGAACGA